AUGGAUUCACAUAAUAACAUUGACCAAUCUGUAUCAGAAUUGCUUCUGGAUCCAGCAUCAGUACAACAGCUGUAUAAUUCACAACUACGAGGUCCAGAAUUCGAUCAACAACGACAGAUCCGCAAUCAGGUGCUGCCAUUUAAUAAGAUGACUGACACCAUAGAUAAUGACAAUAUACCUCUAUCGAGUGACUAUGACAAGCUAUAUCAACAGUUCAGUAUUCCAUCUCAACAACAAUAUGAAAAUAAUUCUGAUAAUGUAUACAAAACAAAUAAUGAUUUGGCAGCAUUGGCAUCACCAUUAAAUAUGGAUCUUGAUUUGGCUCCAUCAGACCAGCAACAACAACCGCAACAAUCACAGCAGCAAUUUUUAAACGAUUUCUCCAAUUUGCAACCUCAUUUAAAUAAUUCACAAGAACAAGUUCAGCUAAACGGUUUGACAAGUAAUAUCCUAUCUAAUCCACAGAUUACGGUUAAUAUGCCGGGGGCUUAUCAUCAGAAUUAUAAUUGUGACCAGAUGGAAAUUGACGACUCACCCCCUUUCACAAUUGAACUGGACUUAUAUUUUGAGCAACAGACAGAUAAUAAUUCAAUAGUAACCAGUAAUCGGGUACACAACCAACCAGACGUCGAGUCUAUGUUCAAUAACCAAUUAUCAGUGCCCAGUCUACAGCGUACGGAAUUACUGCCACAGCAACAUGAAACAAAUGUGACAACUGGUCGUCCCCAAGAAUCUGCAUUUGGCUCAUUUGAUAACAAUUCGCGUGUCUCGUCAUUCGCAAAUGUAAAUAAUGCCGGUACAAAUUUGUUUGUCAACGGAAAAGAUUUGUACUUUGAUGAUGAAAGCCAUCACCGAACUGGGAGAUUACGGAAUGGCUCUAUUGACAGUUAUUAUGCUGCUAAUGUAAUCAACCAUCAAUUACAUUUGCAACAACAAACACAGGCCCAGGCCCAAGCCCAUCAGCAACAACAACAACAACUGCAACAGCAACACUCUCCACAGGACCUUGCAUCCCACACUAGUUUACCAAGCAAAUCAAUAUAUAAUGAAUUAUCACCAUUGACAACCACCACCUCAAGAGCUUCUUCAAUUCAGUCUGGUCAGCCAUCAUUUUUUUCUGCGCAACAAUAUUUCAGCAGAAACUCAAUGGAUCAAGUGCCCUCCUCAUUACACCGUCCGUCUUUUGAUUUGUAUAAUCAUCGUCCAUCAAUAGAUAGUCAACAUUCGCAACAACUGCAGCAGAGAAAUGCCCGUUAUACAAGUUUCACAAGUUCAAUAAGUAAUAUUUUACCAUUUAUGAGUGAAAAGAACACCAACCACAAUAAUAGGUCUCCACCUACACCCCCUACUUCCACUUCGUCACCACAGAAUUUGUUAAGCUCCAAUCAAUCAAGGCAUUUGAUUAGAAGUAUAUUUAAGACCAAUCCAACCCCUAUUGUAUCUGAUGCAGGUAAUUCUAAUGGUAACAUUGUUAAUGGUGGAUCAGGAACAAUCGAUGCUGAAAAUUUGCCUGACGCUCCAUAUGCAAGUGGUACUAUUAAUGAUUCUGAGUUUUUAAUUUUGUCAAGUCCGACUAAAGAAGAACCAGAAGAUGAAUUAAUGCAACCAAAAAAAGUUAAAAAACCGAAAAGAAGUUUGUUUACACGAUUCAAGACACCAGUUAAACAGGAGCAACCGGAUCUGGAAAUGGCCGUGUCUGCUCCUGUAGACGAGCUCAAACCAGAUGAAACUGUUAUUGACAUGGUUGGUAAUAUUUCUCUGCACCAUUCAAGUGGUACUCCAUCGAUCACUACUGGUGCAGGGGGUAAUACAUUGGAACACUCGAUUUCCGAGUCAUCAUUUCAAGAGCCAGACUAUGCAGCGUUAUUUGAAAAUGUGGGUAAACGGAAGAACAAGAGCUACAGGAAGCCAAAAGGCAAAACUAAGGAGGAAGAGCAACAACAGCAACAACUACCGUUAUCAAGUGGAACAGCUGGUGGUACAUCGAGUAACAAUUCGACUGGUACAGUUGAAAAAACUUUGUUUUUCAAUAAAACUAAAAUCAAGAAAGAACCUGCAAGUGAGCGGUCAUCGCUAUUGGAUAAUGCCAGUGCUGGUAAUGCUAGUGCGUCGUCAUCUGAGGCAUCACUGAUUCAAAAUGCUAUUGGUUCUGAUGAUCAUAAUGGUCCACCAUUGACAUCUGCACCCACUAGCUCCACAUUAGCGAAUGCUUCGAAACGCAUACUUAGUUCUAAAUUGAUACUGAAAAAGAAAUCAACGUCAAAGUUAAAAGAGUAUACUGCUGCAGAAUUGGAAGAUAUGUGUACGGUUUCUUCUUUGGAGACACCAGUAGCCACAAUGAUUUCAAAAGGAAUUGAGGUUGAAGUUGACUUGGCCUCAUUGGAUCUACCUCCUGACACCAAGAUUUUCCCCACGUCUAUUAUCAACAACAAAAACAGAACUAGGGGCCGAAAAGAAAACAAAGAAGCUGAUUUAAGUGACACUUCAAAGAUUUAUUUGUGUAAUUUGUGUCAACGUCGAUUUAAACGUCAUGAGCAUUUGAAACGACACUUUAGAUCUUUGCACACGUUUGAAAAACCAUACAAUUGUGAUAUAUGUCAUAAAAAGUUUAGUCGUUCAGAUAAUCUAAAUCAGCAUUUGAAAAUUCACAAACAAGAAGACGAGAAAGAUUGUGCUGAUGCUGAAACUGGUGUUGGCAUGGAUGAUGCUUCAGGAUAA
Candida albicans SC5314 is the source of this 2718-nucleotide messenger RNA. RefSeq names its product Mnl1p (gene MNL1). NCBI's taxonomy places the organism in Eukaryota, Fungi, Ascomycota, Pichiomycetes, Serinales, Debaryomycetaceae. Bases 1 to 2718 code for a protein of 905 amino acids. Gene Ontology annotation, biological process: sexual reproduction. Gene Ontology annotation, molecular function: DNA-binding transcription factor activity. Gene Ontology annotation, cellular component: Ste12p-Dig1p-Dig2p complex; Tec1p-Ste12p-Dig1p complex; nucleus. The transcript has a single exon. The record is from RefSeq and is a predicted model, not a curated record.